AGUAUCCAACAUUAUGGAACCGGCUUUUGAUAAACUUUUUGUUUGACCUUCCGAUAAAUUGACAUCUCGCCUUGAUGGUGUUCGGAGUCGGAAGAAUAUUUUGGAAAAAACCUUUGCAAAGCAAAUCUUUGGUUCAAAAUUUGUGCAUUGCUCAAUACAGAUUACAGUACUACUCAACAGACAAAAAGAAUAUAAAAAAGAUGUCUAACAAGACAGCGCUAGUUAUCCUGGCUCAGGGGGCAGAGGAGAUGGAGACAGUCAUCACGGUGGACAUGCUCAGACGAGGCGGUGUGAAUGUCAUCCUAGCUGGUUUGGAUGGCAAAGAGCCGGUGCUAUGCUCGAGACAGGUCACUCUCGUGCCUGACGUCGCUCUGGCCGAGGCUUAUGCCCAUAAUCCAAUGUAUGAUGCUGUAAUAUUACCAGGAGGUCUAGAAGGUUCGGAGCGCCUGUCCAAGUCCCCGAUGGUGGGCACCAUACUGAAGAACCAUGAGAUGGCCAACAAGAUCAUUGCUGCUAUUUGUGCUGCGCCAACAGCGUUCGUAGCUCACGGCGUAUGUGCGAACAAGAAGCUGACUUCAUACCCGACCACUAAAGACAAGAUACCAACAGACUGCUACACUUAUGUGGAGGGAAGUAGGGUAGUCGUGGACUGUAAUGUGGUGACCAGCAGGGGUCCCGGAACAGCCUACUGGUUUGGCUUAGCUCUCAUCGAGCUUCUGGCAGGCAAGGAGAAGGCAGAACAAGUUGAAAAGGGCAUGAUCAUCUCCGGAUAUUAAUAUCUUAAUCGAUAUGUAUCGAUUUUUAUUAAUAUCGACGGAAAUAAUUCGUAGUCAUUCGAAAAGCGAAAUAUGUGAUUGGUGCAAAAAAAAAGUUUUGCGCAAAAAUUGCGCUAACUUUGCGCAAAAAUUGCGCUAACUGCGCAAAGAAGUUAAGUGCUUUUUAUUGGUAAUAAAGCAUGAUGGUAUGAUAUAGACAGACUUGUAGAUUUCCGUUGAUAUAAUAUGUUGAUUUUAAAUAUGAUUGUAUAUUCAUAUUAUAAUGCUUAUGAUUGGGGUUAGUUUGUAUCCAAAAAUUGCAUUUAAGUUAUAAAAGUUUUCUCACUAGCUUAGAGCUAUGUUUAGCAAUUUUGAAAAGAUUGCAGUUUUUAAGUUCUUAUUUUGUUUUU
This is a messenger RNA of Helicoverpa armigera (cotton bollworm), 1165 nucleotides long. RefSeq names its product protein dj-1beta (gene BmDJ-1beta). Gene Ontology annotation, biological process: glycolate biosynthetic process; glyoxal metabolic process; response to oxidative stress. The transcript has 6 exons. The record is from RefSeq and is a predicted model, not a curated record. Lineage: Eukaryota; Metazoa; Arthropoda; Insecta; Lepidoptera; Noctuidae. The coding region runs from base 75 to 776 and encodes 233 amino acids. Gene Ontology annotation, cellular component: mitochondrion; nucleus; cytoplasm.